UAAUAUACAAGGGUAACCAUCUUAUGUAUCCUUUUUAGAUUCCAUGAAAAACAAUUAAAGGAUUUCCUUCUCCUGCUCAGGUGGGAAGCUGCUCAGAUUCCAAAAGUCAAGGUGGCCAAACUUGAUAAAUGUGAAAAUAAGAAAGAACAGAGUGUAUAUAUGCCCCAGAUUCCUGAAAUUGCUAAGUGUCCAGAACAUCUUUUACCACUGAAAGAGUGGGAGGAUGAAUUUCUGUCUGAUUUUUCUGAGCUAAGACUGUCUCUGUCGCAUCUGGAGGGUUCAAGCCUUGAAGCUUCUGGUGGAAUACAACCUAUAGUUACUGCUAAUGAGGAGAAUGUCUUUUGUCAGCUAAUGGAAAAUAUUAUUGUUGAGAAAUUUAUUAAUUCAACUACUCAGGAAAUCGAGACUUCCCACAUCUCCAAUGAUUCCAGCCUUGAAAGCUCUGCUGAUCAGCCAAAUUCAACUGCUAAAGAAAAUGAAACUUCACCUUGUCAUAAAAAUCCAAAUCCUAAAGCUUCUGUUGGUGACAGAUCUGGUGACUAUCCAACCAUAUCUGCAAUUCAUAGAAUGGACUCUGUAACUCGAGUUUCAACACUUAGGAAACGUAUAAACUCAAUAGAGGCAAUGAGCAGCCUAUCAAAGAAAGAAUGUGCUUGGCUAUUUGCUCUGUGUGCAGCAGUUGAUACUCCACUUGAUGCUGAUACUUCUGCUUCUAUUCGUGGCCUGCUUCGCAAGUGUGCAAGCCUUAGAGCUGGGAAGUCAGAAGCGGAUGAUGAGGUGAUAAUGUUAAAUAUUUUGGCCACAAUUUCAGGCAGGUACUUCGGUCAGCUGGACACCUAGUCCAGCAACUAUCAGAACUUUUUACAUGUACAAAUUAAUAAGUUUAACCUACUUUUUUGGAUACUUAUUAAGGGGUAUUGAGACUUUGGAUUCUGAGUUUUAGAGUAGAAAAAAGGAAAGAUGUGUCUUAUCAAUUAGGAUUUACCUUUGCCUUCAUGGUUUAAGCUUUUUGAACGUAUAAUGGAUUUGGUUUGCUUAUAGCAUACUAUGCCUUAUCAAUUUAUUACAAGGGUUGCUUGAUGAGCUCUCUGUAGUAUUGAAUAGAUAUUCUGUUGUAAAAUAUAAUACACGCUUGUUCUGUA
Messenger RNA from Carica papaya (papaya), 1142 nucleotides. The record is from RefSeq and is a predicted model, not a curated record. NCBI's taxonomy places the organism in Eukaryota, Viridiplantae, Streptophyta, Magnoliopsida, Brassicales, Caricaceae.